Messenger RNA from Mirounga angustirostris (Northern elephant seal), 7823 nucleotides. It is a transcript of the gene PHF20L1, whose product is annotated as PHD finger protein 20 like 1. The transcript is spliced from 21 exons. Gene Ontology annotation, cellular component: nucleus; NSL complex. NCBI's taxonomy places the organism in Eukaryota, Metazoa, Chordata, Mammalia, Carnivora, Phocidae. The coding region runs from base 330 to 3407 and encodes 1025 amino acids. Gene Ontology annotation, biological process: regulation of transcription by RNA polymerase II. The record is from RefSeq and is a predicted model, not a curated record.
CGGCUGACGUCGCUGGGCCCGGCGUCGCGUCAGGGCUGGCCGGCGGUGGCGGCGGCGGUGGAGGCGGAGGCAAUGGCAGCGGACCCCGAGCGGGCUUGAGGGCUCGGACCUGCUCCCUCCCGCGCGACCUCGGGCCCGACCCGGCGCUGCGGCCCCAGCGCGCUCCCCUCCUGCUUCCUCCCCGGCCGCUGCCUGGGCGGAGGCGGAGGCGGAGGCCCGGGCUGGCCGCCCUGCUCGUGCCCCGGCUCGGCCCCGGACGGCCCGGCUGCUGUGCGGAGAGGAGGCCGAGUCGGUAGUGAAAAGAGAAUACUGAAGAAUAGGAUCUCAAGAUGAGUAAAAAGCCCCCAAAUCGUCCUGGAAUCACUUUUGAGAUCGGUGCUCGUUUGGAGGCACUGGACUACUUACAAAAAUGGUAUCCUUCACGAAUUGAAAAAAUUGACUAUGAGGAGGGCAAGAUGUUGGUUCAUUUUGAGCGUUGGAGUCAUCGUUAUGAUGAAUGGAUUUACUGGGAUAGCAAUAGGUUGCGACCGCUGGAGAGACCUGCAUUGAGAAAAGAAGGGCUAAAAGAUGAGGAAGAUUUCUUUGAUUUUAAAGCUGGAGAAGAAGUUCUGGCUCGCUGGACAGACUGUCGCUAUUACCCUGCCAAGAUUGAAGCAAUUAACAAAGAAGGAACAUUCACAGUUCAGUUUUAUGAUGGAGUAAUUCGUUGUUUAAAAAGAAUGCACAUUAAGGCCAUGCCCGAGGAUGCUAAGGGGCAGUUUCUGUUCCAGGUGAAAUCCCAGCAUCCACUAAGCUGGUGUUGUCCUAUCGACCCAGCUGGAUCGUGUAACCAGUCUAUGGGAAGUGAGGAUUGGAUAGCUUUAGUCAAAGCAGCUGCUGCAGCUGCAGCCAAGAAUAAAACAGGGAGCAAGCCUCGCACCAGCGCCAACAGCAAUAAAGAGAAAGAGAAAGAUGAGAGGAAAUGGUUUAAAGUACCUUCAAAGAAGGAAGAGACUUCAACUUCUAUAGCUUCUGCAGAAGUUGAGAAGAAGGAAGAUCUGCCCACAUCUAGUGAAACAUUUGUAGGACUUCAUGUAGAGAACGUUCCAAAGAUGGUCUUUCCACAGCCAGAGAGCACAUUAUCAAACAAGAGGAAAAAUAAUCAAGGCAACUCAUUUCAGGCAAAGAGAGCCCGACUUAACAAGAUUACUGGUUUGUUGGCAUCCAAAGCUGUUGGGGUGGAUGGUGCUGACAGAAAGGAAGACUGCACUGAAACAGCUCCAAUGCUGGAGCAGGCGAUUUCACCUAAACCUCAAAGUCAGAAAAAAAAUGAAGCUGACAUUAGCAGUUCUGCCAACACUCAGAAACCUGCACUGUUAUCCUCAACUUUGUCUUCAGGGAAGGCUCGCAGCAAGAAAUGCAAACAUGAAUCUGGAGAUUCUUCUGGGUGUAUAAAACCCCCUAAAUCACCACUUUCCCCAGAAUUAAUACAAGUCGAGGAUUUGACGCUUGUAUCUCAGCUUUCUUCUUCAGUGAUAAAUAAAACUAGUUCUCCACAGCCUGUGAACCCCCCUAGACCUUUCAAGCAUAGUGAGCGGAGAAGAAGAUCUCAGCGCUUAGCCACCUUGCCCAUGCCUGAUGAUUCCGUAGAAAAGGUUUCUCCUCCCUCUCCAGCCACUGAUGGGAAAGUAUUCUCCAUCAGUUCUCAAAAUCAGCAAGAGUCUUCAGUACCAGAGGUGCCUGAUGUUGCACAUUUGUCACUUGAGAAGCUGGGACCCUGUCUCCCUCUUGACUUAAGUCGUGGUUCAGAAGUUUCAGCACCGCUAGCCUCAGAUCCCGCUUACCAUAAUGAAUGUCCCAGGGCAGAAAAGGAAGACACACCGAUGCUUACAAAUCCUUCUUCCAAAGCAAUAGCUGAUGGAAGAGGAGCUCCAACAGCAUCAGGACUAUCGAAAACAGAAAAAAAAGUGAAAUUGGAAGAAAAAAGCUCAACAGCAUUUGGUAAGAGAAAAGAGAAGGAUAAGGAAAGAAAAGAGAAGAAAGACAAAGACCAUUACAAACCAAAACAGAAGAAGAAAAAGAAAAAGAAAAAGAAAUCCAAGCAGCAUGACUAUUCAGACUAUGAAGACAGUUCUCUAGAAUUUCUGGAAAGGUGCUCUUCUCCACUAACUCGAUCUUCUGGGAAUUCUCUGGCUCUGCGAAGCAUGUUCACGGAGAAAAAUACAACAUAUCAGUACCCAAGGGCAAUUUUGUCAGUUGAUCUUAGUGGUGAAAACUUAUCAGAUGUGGAAUUCCUAGAUGAUUCUUCAACAGAGAGUUUGCUUCUCAGUGGGGAUGAGUACAAUCAGGACUUUGAUUCAACCAAUUUUGAGGAAUCUCAGGAUGAAGAUGAUGCUCUUAAUGAGAUUGUGCGGUGUAUUUGUGAAAUGGAUGAGGAGAACGGCUUCAUGAUCCAGUGUGAAGAGUGUCUCUGCUGGCAGCACAGCGUGUGCAUGGGGCUGCUGGAGGAGAGCAUCCCCGAGCAGUACAUCUGCUACAUCUGCAGGGACCCGCCUGGUCAGAGGUGGAGUGCAAAAUACCGGUAUGAUAAGGAUUGGUUGGAUAAUGGGAGAAUGUGUGGGUUAUCGUUUUUAAAAGAAAAUUACUCUCAUCUCAAUGCCAAAAAGAUAGUUUCCACACACCACCUGCUUGCUGACGUCUGUGGUGUCACAGAAGUCCUGCACGGGCUCCAGCUGAAGAUCGGCAUACUGAAGAAUAAACGUCAUCCUGACCUUCAUCUCUGGGCUUGUUCUGGGAAGCGAAAAGACCAAGAUCAAGGAAUUGCUGGGGUGGAGAAAAAAGUAGCAGUGCAAGACACAGUUAAUGUAGAGGAAAGGAAAUACCACGUGCAGAACCAUAAAGAACCACCUCGUUGGCCCCUAAAAAUGGAAGGAACUUACAUAACAAGUGAGCACAGUUACCAAAAGCCACAAAAUUUUGGUCAGGACUGCAAAGCUCUCGCAGACCCUGGGAGCUCAGAUGAUGAUGAUGUUAGUAGUUUUGAAGAAGAACAAGAAUUCCACACAAAAGAUAAAAAACGUUCACAAUACUCAGUGAAAGAAGAUGGAACGCCUGAAAAGAAGAAUCCAGCUGAAAGGAAUACGGUAUUUAUUUAUAAUGAUAAAAAGGGCACUGAAGACCCAGGAGACUCACAUCUUCAGUGGCAGCUCAAUCUCCUUACACACAUAGAGAAUGUGCAGAAUGAAGUUACCAGCAGGAUGGACCUAAUAGAAAAAGAAGUUGAUGUUCUGGAAAGCUGGCUCGAUUUCACAGGCGAGCUGGAGCCGCCUGACCCUCUCGCAAGACUGCCGCAACUUAAACGCCAUCUCAAACAGCUCCUGAUUGACAUGGGCAAAGUACAACAAAUAGCAACUCUUUGCUCUGUAUGACAACAGUGAAAACCUAAGGAAAAGAAUGUGGGUCUCCUCAGUUGAUAAUUUUUAUUAUCCACAUGACUGCUGAGUGGAUAGUUAAAAAAGCGUAGUGAUGUUUGGUCAUUUACUGAUGUGUGACAUCAAUAGGAUGGCACCUUGGAAAGGAAAAUGAAGAACGACCUUUCUCAAGGAAGCUAAUAUUAGAAAAAGAUUAUGAGCAAGCUACAUGAUAAUGUGUUAUAUGCCAGGGAUCAAUGAAGUUGAAUAUAAUUUAUACCAAGGAAAUUGAGUUGGCAGGGUUUUUCAAUAGUUGCUUUACAUGAAGCUCGAGAUACGUGUAGAAAGAAAUAUGGUGUGUUUAUAUAAUUUUUAGUAGAAAGAUCCAUGUAAUAAGCCAGCAUUUGGCCAAAAGCAAAAUUGUAGAGGCAAGGAAAUUCUGGAGAGUUCUGUAAGGUUGCUAUACGAACUGUCUUCACUGCAGUUGAUCCAGCUGCACCGAAGUUUAGAUAAGUAUUUAAACUUUCAUGGGAUCAUGAGCUGUAUCUUAGGUGAUGAAUGUUCUUAAUCAGAAAACUGACAGUGGAAGCCUCACUUGUGAGGAAAAACAAUUGUGGAAUUCUGACUUCAUUAUGAUUAUAUAUUUUUAAAAAUGCCAAAUAAUUGGAAUUUCUUGCAGGCAUUAAGCUCAUUACAAACAGAAUGGCUUGCAGAAGGGUCAGUGUGCCAAAUGACGAUGACACUGCUGGAGAGAGAAUGUUAAAUGUCAUGGGAGUUCCGCCCCCAGGUCUUGCGGAUGCCGUCAGCCCAUCAGAAACAGGGAUGUGUCAUGUGGACUGUCAAUGUCCUAUAUAUAGUUGAAUUCAGGACUCAGGCGUCAGCGUACAGUUUGAUCCUGAGUAUGCUUGGUGUUUGCCUUCAGAUAAAAAUUGUAAAUAACCUCAGCUGGGAUGAGGAGUGACAGAAAUAUCAAAAUGAUUUGUGGCUGUGGAUUUUUUAACUGCUGGUAGUGGAAUACUGGAAAAGCUUCAUUUCUGAAGAUGAAUUUUAUUUUUAAAAAAUACAUGCGCACUCAAAACUUUUAGCUUUGAUCACAAAUGGACAGAUUUCUGAAACCAAAGGCAACUAAGUUGCUGAGUUAGCUCUUGCUGGAUUUCGGGCCCAGGUCCUCCUGUCUGCCAGUGCUCUUGUGAGUUGCGUGCCGCCGCCAUGCUCCAUACGCAGGUAUGCGUAAGCGUGUGUGCUUGUUUGAAACAAACACUCAACGUACAUAUGUACAUAUCCUACACAUAUUUAUAUCUGCACAUAUCUAGUUUUAUUACUAUAGACUAUAAGAGUUGGUGGUUAACAUGAAAUGUUACCUUUUAACAGACAGUUUUUAAAAAUUAAAAAUGUAUGUACAGGUUUUGAAACUUUUUUAAAAAGGGGAAAAAGACUGUUCAGAGGAGGCUAUUUGAUGAUAUAACACUUGAAUAUUUUAUGCCUCAUUCUGUUUAUCAGUUCUAGCGAUCUGUGUAAAUGCAUUUUAGAACUGAUACACAGUAAACUUGAAUUUAUCUUUGAUAAGAAUACAUGCCACUGUACAUUCAGAUAUUAUUUAAAUUUGCAAACACACUGUUCUAUAUGUAAGGUACUCUAUGUAAAACUCUUUAUUAAAACUAUUCCACAUAUCCUAAUAUUUCAGCUUGCCUUUUUGCGGCCUUAUAUUUUGAUGUGAAGACGAUUAAAAGAAUGUGCAAAACCAUCAUUAGAAAUUUUUAUUGCCUUUUGACAUUUUCCAACUUGACAAAUGUGCCAAAGAUCAACAAACAUAAGAUAUGGUCCUGUGUAUUUACUUAUUAUACGUUAACUUUAUCAGAGAUCUUACUGGCAAAUGAAAAGCUUUAGUAGAGGUGACUGGGGUACUUGCUUUAAUUUGUAUAUUAAAGUAAAAAAAAAAAAUAGUGCCUAUAUUCCAUGUGUGGCGUAAACUUCCUGAUGUCUAUAUUAUCUUUCAUUUGUGUUAAAAAAAUAAUGGCUCUAAUCUUUUCCCUGUUGUGGUUAAAUUCCAGACAUUGAAUUUGUAUCUUUUUUUUUUUUUUUCUUCAGAGUGGAGCAAAUAGCAUCCCUAACCUAUGAAUUGUGGAGUUGCCUAGAUUCUUGUCACAUACACAGAAGACCCUUUGUACCUAGUAAUACUCAUCUUCUCGGUCCCUGGUGACCACAGUUAGAUUGAUGUGCAUUGUUCUUGUAGUACCUUAUAAUCAGAUCAGUUUAUUGGUUAGCAGCCAGCAAAUGAGAAGUUCCAUUAAUACUUAGAUUACUAAAUUUUUGCUCCGCUUUUAUGUAUAUGAAUUGAAAGCCUAAAUUUUUUAAUUUAGAUUUUUAAAGUAAAUCUAUGUCAGAUUACUUUUAUGUACAUACCCAUUUAAUUUAGAGUAUAUCAACAUAUACACUUGGUUGAAGUAAGCUGAGCCUUUCCCGGUUUAAAAGUAUAAAUUGGUUUUUGAGAAGUAAGUCCAUUGUGAGAGGUUUCGGAUGAGUUUUCUUUCCACUUAAUCUUUCUGAACAAAUAUAUGUUAAGUAUAAGCAAUAAACUAGAGAGGGUGUUUCUUGAAAAGAUAACUUUUCAUUGCUACCCAGACAGAACCAAAUGAGCACCGGUGGGAGGGAUCCUUAGAAUGGUACUGAUAAAUGUAAUUUGUAUUUCCUCAUACCUGUGCGUGGUCCUACUGACUAACUUUUCUCAAACUUAAGGGCAAUGCACUCUUUCCUUAAAGGAAUUCAGUUACUCUCAUAAUUUCCUAGCACUCUUAUUUUCACUGACUUAUUUCCCCUCACUUAUUCCACAUGUUUAAAACAAAGCACCCUAUAUCCCCUCCAGUCACCUUGACCUCCUCCACCUUCACUCUCUCUGCUGUGACAUUACGCUGAGAGCCCCAGCUUGUAACUCAUAGUCUCCCCGUAUCUGUCCCAUUGAGCUGGCUGCUCAAAACAUGCUGCUUUCCCCCUUUGCCAUCUCUAGUUUUUAUCACAUCAUGUUGUGGAGGUGUUAAUACUGGCCUCCUGAAAUUUUAACCCUCCUUGUAGUUCAUGAAAACGGUCACUUGCCGGGCUAGAAGAUUCACGCUUCCUGAGCACCUGCUUUGUGCCAGUAUCGUACGUUACCUGCAGAACCCUGUUGGAUGCUGGUGCGGAUAGUUGGUCAGACAAGAUCAUUUUCAAGACGGGGAAGCUGAAAGUAUAGAGACAUUUAGAAACAUGUCCUCAGUAAGACUUAAGUGGCGGGUUCAAGAUGCGAACGCUGUGGUCCUGGUCUCUUCCUAGCAGAGGUGCAUUUCAACUGUUGUUGUCAGUUCAGUUGUCUUCUCUGAAACCACUGGUGACUCCCUGUUUCAAAUCAGUUUUGUGUCAUCCGGAUCUCAAAUUCAUUUAAGUACAGCCUCACUGUUAGAUGGCCUAUGCUUGUUUCCAUGUCUUGCCUCCUUAACAUUUCCCUCUUCUGGAAGAUUCUCCUUUGUUGUGUCUCUACAAACCUGGGCAGUUAUUCAAGCUUCAAUUUCUCUUCCAUAUCCAAGGGCUCCUCUCGUACCCUGCAUUGUUCCCGCAUGCAGCGUUCCCUCGUGUCGCUCCUCCUCAGCAGGAAUAACGAGGAGCGACAUCAGGGAACGCUGCACCUGGCACUUAGUGGGGCAGGCAUGAGCUUUGCAAUUCUGCCACUCACGUUUUCACGCUGGCAGAUUACCAGCAGUGAUCUCUCUGAGCUCGGGUUUCCUCAUCUAUCAAAUGUGAAUGAUCCCUAACAGAACCGUGUUGAGAGUUAAAUGAAGCAAAGUACCUAGAAGCUCUGAUUAAAUUGUGAAGUUGAAAAUUAAAUGCAGUGGUCACAUAGAGUGUCAUCCAUUUGCCAGCCAUCAGGUUAUGUGGCUGGAUAUAGAACUAAUCAGGUCGUAGUCUAUAGGCUAAUAGAAACAUAAAAAACAUAUUUUUCAGAGAUGGGUGAUAUCGAAGAGUACAAGGAGCCAGAGAGGCAAAAGAAUGGAAAGAUAAUUAGAUUUGUAGGUAGUGGGGCUUGGGGGAAAUAGAAUAUGUGCAUUAACCAAAAAAAUGGUCUUUGAGUGUUUUUUGACCUCUGUAUAGGAAUUUUGGAAAAUUAUCUGCUCCUGGUACCUGUAUCAUUGGGUACCCCUAAAAGUGGAUCUGAAGACAAAACUUAAGUAUGUUUACUGUGUUUAAGAGAUCAUCCAAGGAAGCUGGAGUGAGGAAGAUGAAAGAGUGGGGGAGGGGAGGACAAGGCCAAUAUAGUUACGCACGGCUGAGGACCCUGCUGUGGGCCGUGGAGCUUUGAUUUUGCCAUUUGAAACUGUUCAUCAUAAAUUUAAACAAUUGCAGAAGGUGUGACUUCCAGUUUGUAAAUAUUGGCAUAUUAAAAUCAACCUGCUAUUUUUAAAUGUA